This is a messenger RNA of Panthera uncia (snow leopard), 3458 nucleotides long. RefSeq names its product thymocyte selection associated (gene THEMIS). The transcript has 6 exons. Gene Ontology annotation, biological process: T cell receptor signaling pathway. NCBI's taxonomy places the organism in Eukaryota, Metazoa, Chordata, Mammalia, Carnivora, Felidae. Bases 201 to 2138 code for a protein of 645 amino acids. The record is from RefSeq and is a predicted model, not a curated record.
ACACCUUUGUCCCCUGCCUCCUCCUUCCCUCUUCACAGUCUUACCCACAUAGAGCUACUCCACCCCUGUUGGACUGUAGCGUGACAUCCCUGCCUGCCUGAGGGAGGAAUGAGAAGGGGAAACUACACUGCAGACAAGUGACACCCAGAAGCCAGGAGCUUCUGUAAGUACCAGGUCUGCACAAGACCCAGGUCAGCGCAAUGGCAAUGACGCUGGAGGAAUUCGUUCACUCCCUUGACCUCAGGACCCUUCCCAGGGUUCUAGAAGUCCAGUCGGGCAUCUAUUUUGAAGGUUCCAUUUAUGAAAUGUUUGGAAAUGAAUGCUGUUUAUCAACAGGAGAAGUAAUUAAAAUUAUUGGUCUCAAAAUUAAGAAGAUCAUAGCUGAAAUUUGUGAGCACAUCGAGGGUUGUGAACGUCCACAACCAUUUGAGCUGCCUAUGAAUUUUCCAGGUCUUUUUAAGAUUGUGGCUGAUAAAACUCCAUACCUUACUAUGGAAGAAAUUACAAGGACCAUUCAUAUUGGAUCAAGUAGACUAGGGCAUCCUUCCUUCUAUCAUCAGAAGGAUGUAAAACUAGAAAAUCUCAUUAUAAAGCAUGGUGAGCAAAUCAUGCUCAACUCAGUUGAAGAGAUCAAUGGAGAAAUAAUGGUGAACUGUGGAGUGGUAAGGAAUCAUCAGAAUCACUCAUUUACCUUGCCUUUGUCACAAGAAGGAGAAUUCUAUGAGUGUGAAGAUGAACAUAUUUAUACCCUAAAGGAGAUUGUCGAAUGGAAGAUACCCAAGAACCGAACACGAACUGUGAAACUUACAGGUUUUUCAAAUAAAUGGGAUUUAACAAAUCCAUUUCCUAAAGGCUUUUACGGUGCUCUGAUUCUCAAGCCUGUUUAUGAAAUUCAAGCUGUGAUGAAAUUCCGAAAGGACAUAGUCCGCAUCCUCCCCAGUUUAGAUGUUGAAGUCAAAGACAUUACUGACAGUUAUGAUGCCAACUGGUUUCUUCAGCUAUUAUCUACACAAGAGCUCUUUGAAAUGACCAGUAAAGAGUUCCCCAUAGUGGCUGAAGUCAUAGAGGCACCUCAAGGAAACCAUCUGCCCAGAAGCAUUUUACAGCCUGGGAAAACCAUUGUGAUCCACAAAAAGUAUCAGGCAUCGAGGAUCUUAGCUUCAGAAAUUCGAAGCAAUUUUCCUAAAAGGCACUUCUUGAUCCCCACUAGCUAUAAAGGCAAAUUCAAGCGGCGACCUCGGGAGUUCCCAACUGCCUAUGACCUUGAGAUAGCAAAGAGCGAAAAGGAGCCUCUCCAUGUGGUGGCCACCAAAGCCUUUCAUCCCCCUCAUGAUGAGCUGUCAUCUGUAUCUGUCGGGGACCAGUUUCUAGUGCAUCACUCACAGACAACUGAAGUCCUUUGUGAGGGAAUCAAAAAAGUGGUGAAUGUUCUGGCCUGUGAAAAAAUCCUCAAAAAAUCCUAUGAGGCAGCACUGCUCCCUUUAUACAUGGAAGGAGGUUUUGUAGAGCUGAUUCAUGACAAGAAACAGUACCAGAUUUCUGAGCUCUGUUCGCAGUUCCACUUGCCUUUCAAUGUGAAGGUAUCUGUGAGAGAUCUUUCCAUUGACGAAGACAUUUUGGCUGCUACACCAGGACUGCGGUUGGAGGAAGCCAUCACAGACUCUUACCUACUCAUAAGUGACUUUGCCAACCCCAAGGAGUGCUGGGAAAUUCCUGUCAGCCGCUUAAAUAUGACUGUUCAGUUAGUUAAUAGUUUUCCUAAGGACACAAAAUCAUUUCUAGUCAGGACUCUGGUUGAAGAGAUCACUGAAGAACAAUAUUACAUGAUGCGAAGAUAUGAAAGCUCUUUCUCCCACCCCCCACCUCGCCCUCCCAAACACCCCGCAGUGGAGGAAACAAGGUUAACCCUGCUCACCUUGGCAGAAGACAGGGCUGUAGGUCUGCCUAAGUCUCCCAAGAGUCUCCAUGUAGACAAGAAACUGCACUCAAAUCAAGCUGGCCUGGAUUCAAAAGUACCAGUUGGUUGUCAAAAUGAUCCGGCCGAUCUGGAGAAAGAGAAAAGCAAGAGUGGGGCAACUGUUGUAGCAGCCACCAAUGUAACCACAGAAAUCUCCAAAAGUAAAAAACAUCAAAAGUAAUGAGAUGCAACUGAAGCCACCUGGGCAGUGAACAUAAAUGUUGCAAUGGAAAAGUAAGCUUAGCCUUCAAGCCGAAAACAACUAUUCCCCAACAGACUUCAGAAGAAACUUGACUGGCCAUGGCAAAGGAAAAACACAACCUUAAAAGUUUUAACAGAUAAUACUCAAAGAGAAACCUAUGAUAUGGAAUUCACAUAAUCUAUUCUGUUGUGCCAAAAUCUGUAUAUAUGGUUUUAUUGUUAUUUAGGACAUAUUUAUUUAAUGUGCACACACUUUCUGUGAUUCCUAUUUCCCCUGCCAACCAUGAAUCAAUUGAAAAUGAAUUUUAUAUUUCAGUUUCUAGGUGAACCAGUUGAAAAUAGGUUGAAAGCCCACCAAAUAUUUUCAGUGUUUCAGAAUUUGGUUUCUUUCUAGAAUUUUUCUAGAAUUAUCAUCAUUCCUGCUAAAAAUAACUUAAAAAAUAAUUAUAUCUGAGGGUGAUUUAAAAUACCCAAGUUUCUUAUCUGAUUCCCUGGGAGCUGUGAAAAUGAAUUUGACUGCCCAUUUUCAGUUUGUUUAUAAAUAAGUAUGUUUAAGGCUUAGCCCCCAAAGCUAUCAUGAGUCACAGGAAUUUUCUAUAACUUUCUCCCCUGCCUCCUAACAACCAGAGUUCAUGACUACGAUAUCACCAAAGAUCAGAUAAUAUGCUUUAUUAUUUUAUGUACUGUAUACUAGAUAACCCUUUAGAUGAAUGCUUGUUAGGAUUAUAGUGAAGCCAUUUCAUUUAUGUAUCAUUAUGUACUGAGUAUACAGGGACAUAUUAUUUUGCCUCUAAUAAAAUGAAGAGACAGAGAAGUUAUCUUGUUAGUUACACAGGAAUUUAAUGGCAAGCUUUGGACUUUGUUCAUAGGUCAUACUCUAUACAAAAACUGUUAGUUAAUCUCCUAUAUCAUAAUUGUUUUCUAUUGGGUAUAGCAAUUAUUCAUUGCUUUAGUACCAAGGAGUCUCUGAAGACAACAAAUCAUGAAACAUCUCUUCAACAGAAAAAAAAAAAAAAAAACCUACAGUAAGAGAUCUUUUGCACAAUGCUUUAUUGAUAAACUGGUAUAGCUUACUUCUUCUUACCUUUUUUUUUCUUUUUAAGUGGAACUGAAUCCUGAUUUCCAAUACCCUAAAGACUGUUUUAGUGACUUCAUGGGAUGCUACAGUUGGUUAUUUACAACUUCUGAAAUUUUCUGAGAAGGUUUCACUUUUAUUUAUGUUGCUGGUUUAUGCCCAUAAGAACAAGAACUUUGCAAAAAGCUUUAUGUCCUCACCUUUGAUUAUUAAAUUCCACAGAAA